AUUGACAUAAGGAACGAUUUGUCUCUAUUAGCAUUCUGGGAAGUAAACAUGGUGAACGAAAUGUUACGUUUAUAAUAGCUGGCGCCCUCUCGUCAGAUACUAAGCAUGAACUUGAAAAAUCUUUUUCAAGAUUUUAAUCCCAGCAAGUUCCUUGUGUUUAGUUGUCUCUUGGUUUUUUCCCUCUUGUUUGCACUUCGACUUGACCACACCAUAGAGUGGAGCUACUGGGUUGUCUUCCUUCCAAUAUGGCUUUGGAAACUUGUUGUUAUAUCAGGAUCUGUCGUUGGUAGCUAUGUUUGGUGGAAAAACCCUCACUACAGACUAGAAGGAGACAGCUAUGUUCAGUACAAAGCCAUGGUGAUGUGCACUGGCAUGCAUUUGCUGCUGCUCAUGUUUGAAGUUCUGGCCUGUGACAACUUGCAGACAGCUGCACACUCAUGGCUUCUUGUCUUCAUCCCUCUUAUCUUCAUGGCUUUGGUCUCUGUUGGCAUCUGCAUUUGGGCUGUAAAGAAUGAGAGAUCCUUUGAGAUGGAGCUGUUUUGUGCAGUCAACAUUUUACAGUUUAUUUUCUUGGGACUGCGUUUAGACAUGGUCAUCACAUGGAGCUGGGUGAUUGUUUUCAUUCCAAUAUGGAUCGUGAUGUGCGUGGCACUUAUUGGGGUGUUGUACGCUAUUGUGCUGGCCAUAAUACUGUUAAAGUCACCAGACAUCAUUCCUGAACAAAGGCGAGGAAAUGUGUCUUCAGCAGUAGGAUAUUCUUUCCUUGUUGUUCCACUCCUUAUUUUUGAGAUAUUGUUGGCGAAUCGACUGGAUCACACUAAUGGGUUCAAGUUCACUGCAAUCACUAUUCCUCUUCUCCUGUCUCUUAUAACACUUGUUUGUUUGUCGUUCGGUGCCAAAGGUGGAAACAACUGGUGGUUUGGCAUCAGAAAAGAUUUUUGCCAGUUCUUGCUGGGUACUUGUCCGUGUUUACAGGAGUAUGGCAACAUUUCCUACUCCUUACAGUACAAUGAUUCAGAAAGUGGAAGCAGCACCCCUGUAUGUGAAAAAGCUAAAGAAUUCAAGAGCAGAAAAGAACCCAUUGAUGAACAACCCAAGGCAGUAGUUCCAAUUUUAUCUAUAGAAACACCGGACUGACGUUUUGACAAAUUUUAUAUGUGUUUAUGACUAUGCAUUUGAGGAUGCUUGCAUGUAACAGCUGGUUGGGUAUUAGGAUAUGUGCUUGUACUUACAAUUGACAAUUAUAAUAUAUAUGUAUAUUAGCAAAUGAGUUUGUGCUUUUCAGAUAUAUAUAUAGAGAGAGCAAAUGAGUUUGUACAUGUCAUAUAUAUAUAUAGAGAGAAUGCAAGCUUUUGUCCAGAGUUAUGUAUGUGUGUGAGAGAACAGCAAAACAAGACAUCCAGAAUCUUUUUAAGUCCACUGAUAGUGUUUUAGAGCCUUAAAAGAGUCUAUUCUCAGUUAAUCUACUCAACAUGUUCCACAGAGUGUGAGUAAUCAUGUAUGCUUGGGUGAAUGUGAAAAUAAAAAGCAGUGUUUAAAAAUAAAGUUCUGUGGAGGUGGUAGUGGUAGCUUAAAGAUUUAUCAGGAUUCAAGCAUCAAACUGAGCUUGUAUUUUACAAAGUUUUAUUUUAGAGAGAGAAAUACUGUAAAUGUUUAAGACCAGGGUACCCCUCCAUGAGCUUUUGCUUUGACCUCGCAUUGCAAUAUUUAGGGAACCAUAAGCUGUCCCAAUAUAAAUGUGAUAUCUUUAAAGUCUGGUUGCCCAAAGGGCCAUUGCAUUCUGAAAUGUUCUACGUUGCCUAAUGCCUCAUACCACUGUCAAACUUCCUGAAGCUCACCUGCUUCUCCCCUCACCCCAAACAAGGUUAUGGCAUUAAUUUUAAGUUUCAUUUUACUGUACAUUUUAGUGAAUAGACCAUUUUUUUAUGCAGACUUGUUUGGAUUUCAGGAAUAGCCAGGCUCUACACAUUACUGUUAUAUUGUGGGCAAAAACUUUCUUCUAAACUAUCUUUUAAUUUUUCUUUUUGGCUUCACUUGUUUAUAAAUCAUAAUUUUAUAGCCUUAUGUAUCCUGCUUCAAACUAAAAGAUGUUUAAUAAAAUUUACCAAGUCUGACAAACCAAAGGGGAGGGUGGAAUAGACUACUAUAUGGUGUAGACAGUUUGAAAAUCUCUACAUAAUUUACUCAUUUUCAUCAAUUUCUUUUAUGUCUUUUUGGAUUUGCCUUAUUUUUCAAAGAAAAAUAAAAAGUUGAAUUACAUACUGUA
Molecule: messenger RNA, 2266 nt
Organism: Pomacea canaliculata
Lineage: Eukaryota; Metazoa; Mollusca; Gastropoda; Architaenioglossa; Ampullariidae
Product: transmembrane protein 185A-like
Exons: 7
Coding region: 106-1137 (343 amino acids)
Source: RefSeq, a predicted model, not a curated record